GCUUACAAAAUGGCUCUACCUCAAAAAGACAACCAGUUAAAGCGAUGUUGUACAUUUUGGAAAAACGGACUUUAUUGGUCUAAUGGUCGUGGUGUAGGAUCACUGGUAGAGAUUGUGGAUGAGAGCCAGUAUGUACUAGUAAUGAUGUCCUUUAAAGAACACAUUAUGAUGUCAGUAGGAAGAGAUGUGAUAGGAGAGGUAAUGAGUGUUUAUAAAGAAUCCUGUCCCAGUCUAGAGGUAAAAGAGUUAGUUAUUGAUCCUAAAGAACUAGCCUAUCCUGUGAAUACACCAAGAGAAAGGACAGUGUAUAGUGUAAAAAAGAUACUGUCUGCUAUUGACAAGGGAGACGAUUGCUUAGUUCAUGAUAAUGGAACAAGUACAAGAUUGAAGGAGAUCCUACCUGAUGAAUCAUUAUCAGAUAUUAGUAACCUGUCACUAUUAGGAGGACGUGAUAUUAAGGGAGAUGGAGGAGUAAAGUGUAAUAAUAAUAAAGAUAAAGGAACAACAACCAACACUUCGAAUGAAUCUCAGGAACAUGGAAGUACUUCAAUAGAGAAAGGACAGUCUGAUAUUGAUGUACUUAAGGUCAAUGAUAAAGUUCAAGAAGCACAGACUGAUACACUGCUUGAGACAGCAAUUCAAAAUGAGGAACCAGCUACUAAUUACUCACCCACACAGAUCAGUGAGUACAAUGAUGAUCAACAAAAAGUUAUAUUGACUAUCAGGGAUCUGGUAGAUAUUUUACGAGUGUUAAAAGAUGGUUCCUUUCAAACUAUCAAAUGGUUUGAUCUUGGUCUCUACUUGGGUCUGAUUCAUAAUGAUCUCAAGGUUAUUGAGACUAACUAUCCACGAGAUGCUGAGCGAUGUCUUAGAGAAUGUUUAGCAAAAUGGCUUACAGAUGAUAUUGAAGCAACAUGGAACAAACUAGCUAUUGCUGUAGGUGAAGUAGGAGAGACAUCAGUUGCUGAAUAUAUACAUGAUGUACAUUUAUUUCCUUGAGAGGUCCAACAGUGCUAAGAUGACAUUAAGUAGAGCAAGAGAACUGUUUCCUAUUGAAGUAAUCAUUAAUGAAUAUACUGAUUGAUACUGAUACACACUGAUUCAUACUUGAUUCACACUGAUUCUAUAUUGAUCCCUA
Molecule: messenger RNA, 1138 nt
Organism: Amphimedon queenslandica
Lineage: Eukaryota; Metazoa; Porifera; Demospongiae; Haplosclerida; Niphatidae
Exons: 7
Coding region: 10-999 (329 amino acids)
Biological process (GO): signal transduction
Molecular function (GO): protein binding
Source: RefSeq, a predicted model, not a curated record